UUAAUAAUCAUACAUUUUUAUUAAUUGUCGGUAACGUUAUCGUUCUUCAAUUAUCUCCGGGUCCCUUUGAUAGUCACGAAAAUUUGUUCAGGGUCAAUGGUCCUCAAUAGGUUGCGUUCAAUUCAACAGUUGAGUGAACGCUCGCCGUUAUCGAUGUAUUCUUCCAACUCUAAAAUACUGAUUGGAUGAUCUAAAAGAAUACACCAAUAACAGCGAGCGCUCACUCAACUGUUGAGUCCACUGAACGCAGCCAUAGUAUCUCGUCGGUGUCAUAUAUUACAUACUUCCAACUUUUCCCACCACGGCACUAAAAUCGCAUCUUUCCGAUUUUCUUAUGUUUUCCAAAGCCACGCUCGAGCCUGUUUUCGAGUUUGAUCUUCUUUUUACUCCACGUCAUAGAAUAGAACUUUUAUCAGUAUAUGUUUGAUCCAGUGAAUUAUAUAAUUUUUGUUAAUGAAUCUAGGCGAGGCAAUUGCCUUCGGAACACUGCGGGAAUCCGAAAAGAUUACCGCUUUAGAAUAGCUGGUAUUGCCUCUAACGUAUGUCACAAGCAGAUACGAUGAAACGUGUUUGCCACAUGGAGUGGGGAAACUCGUUCGCCAGGCGGAGAGGAGAAGGAAACUCGUUCGCCAGGCAGUAAAGUGGGGGAAGCUGUUUUUUGAUGGGGUGGGGAACACGUCUGGCGUUGGAGGGGGAAAGAACGUCGAGGGCGAGUAAAGUAAAGAGAAGGGCUGCACAUGAAGCGGCCUGAAGUGAACGAGGAGCAAGUCCGUGGCCGCUGAGCUGAGGCAUUGGCGCAGAUUGGCGCAGAUCUCGGUUUGAUUCACGCCGGGUUCACGCGGAAAGAGAGGAACGCGAAUUCUUCAACGGACGUAGAGCGAAGCGUGUACGCACGCGCCGCUGAUGUGCGUUUGCUCUUUCAGAGUACAUUCGAAUAUAUCGGGAGAAAAGGAGAAAAAUUUCCGCAGGAAACUGUGCGCGAGUGUACGGGAGAGAAAUUUCGAAGUGCGUUUGGCCUUUUUUUCUUGUGGAUUUUUCUGGUGAUUCACGGUGCCAAGGUGGUUCGUUCCCUGGUACCGAUCGAAGAGCCGCCGCUCAGAUUUCGGAUAACUCGCACACGCGCUCACAAGGCAGGAAGGGGCGCAGUAUGUGCCCGGCGCCGGGCCCAGCGCCGCACCCCAAGAAAGGAUCCGUAGUCUCGAACACGCCCCCACAUAUCCACCACCGAGAGUCGACAGAUACAGGGGUGGUGCGCAGAUACAGAAGAGAAUGACUCAGAGGGAAGACGUUCUCAAGUUCGAGCAGGGCCGCAUUAAGGCCCUGCAAGAAGAACGUCUUCACAUCCAGAAGAAGACGUUCACGAAAUGGAUCAAUUCGUUUCUUCUGAAGGCGCGCAUGGAGGUGGACGAUCUAUUCACCGAUCUGGCAGAUGGCAAAAAACUACUGAAACUAUUGGAGAUCAUCUCUGGCGAGCGAUUGGCCAAACCCAACAACGGGCGCAUGCGAGUUCACAAAAUCGAGAACGUGAACAAGUCCUUGGCGUUUCUCCAUACCAAGGUUCGCCUUGAGAGUAUUGGUGCAGAAGAUAUCGUAGAUGGUAAUCCCAGACUGAUCCUCGGUCUCAUCUGGACCAUAAUUUUGAGGUUCCAAAUCCAAGAGAUCGAAAUCGAUGUAGACGAAGAGAACGACAGUAGCGAGAAGAAGUCUGCCAAAGAUGCUCUGUUACUGUGGUGUCAGAGAAAGACAAAUGGCUAUCCCGGCGUUAACAUCCAGGACUUUACUGGUUCCUGGAGGAAUGGACUCGGUUUCAACGCUCUCAUACAUGCUCACAGACCGGACUUGGUCAAUUGGUCGGAAUUACAGCAAAAUAAGAACAUCGAUAAUCUCAAUUAUGCCUUUGACGUUGCUAAUUCAGAACUCGGCAUACCACGACUACUGGACGCAGAAGACGUGGAUACAGCCAGGCCAGACGAGAAAUCCAUUAUCACCUAUGUUGCAUCUUAUUAUCACACAUUCGCCAGGAUGAAGAACGAAAUAAAGAGCGGCAAAAGAAUAGCAAAUAUUGUUGGCCAGAUGAUGGACGCCGACAAGAUGAAAAUUCAUUACGAAAAGUUAACAACUGACCUGUUGGAAUGGAUCAAAAUGAAAAUCGAGGUUUUGGAAAAUCGCAGCUUCCCAAACUCACUCGAAGGUAUUCAACGGGAACUUUUAGCCUUCAAGCAAUACCGAACAGUGGAGAAACCACCGAAGUACAAGGAACGGUCCGAGAUAGAAGCAUUAUAUUUCCACAUAAAUACCCGAUUAAAGUCUCUGAAUCAGCCAGCGUUUACCCCACAGGAGGGUCAGCUGAUCCAUGACAUCGAGAGAAAUUGGGUAGAGUUGGAGAGAGCGGAGCAUCGCCGUGAAGUCGCCCUGAGGACUGAGUUGUUACGACAAGAGAGGCUCGAGCAAUUGAAUUACAAAUUUGAAAGAAAAAGUGUACUCCGAGAAGGUUACUUGAAAGAAAUGAUUCAGGUCCUGACGGAUCCCCGAUAUGGCAGCAAUCUAGCACAAGUAGAUGCCACAGUGAAAAAGCACGAGGCCAUCAGUGCCGAUAUUUUGGCACGCGAAGAGCGCUUCCAUGACUUAACAAACAUGUCCGAAGAAUUAGUGCGGGAAAAUUAUCAUGGUUUAGAAAGAGUACGCAGCAGAGAGCAAGAGGUUUUGCAGAGAUGGAAAGAAUUGCUGGCUUUGCUGGACAAUCACAAAUCCAAUCUGGUCGCGCUCAGCUCGCUAAUGACCUUAAUGAGAGAAAUCGAUACAACGUUGGCUUCCAUCCAAGAGCUUCAGCUGAACUUCCAGAGCACUGAUGUGGGUCCGCACUUACUCGGAGUCGAAGAUCUGCUGCAAAAACACAGCCUGCAGGAACUGCAGGUGACGGCUCUAGGUGAGAGUCAGAGACGACUUGGUAGACAGGCCACUCAACACUUGGCACAGCCGCAAAAUAAGGAGGCACCAUUGUUGCAGCAGAAACUGGAGUUACUAAAUCGCGCCUACGAUGAACUUGUAGAAAACAGUAAAGAGCGUAAAGCUCGUCUAGAGGACGCCAGAAAUUUCUUCCACUUUCUUCAAGAUCAUGAGGACGAAGAGUCGUGGUUGGUAGAGAAACAGCGAAUAUGUAAGGCUGGCAUUUCCGCGAAAGAUUUGCGAGCCGUAAUAUCGCUGCAGCAGAAACAUAAAGCCUUGCAAGACGAAACGAAAGUGCGCAGGCCUAAAUCCGAGCAACUUUGCGAUGCCGGCAGAAAACUGAUAGCUGACAAUCAUCCAUCGGCAUUGGAGAUACAAAAUCGAAUAGAUUCGUUGCAGGAACAUUGGAGAGUCUUGGAGGAAUUAGCGGCAUUGCGAAAGAAACAGCUGGACGACGCAGCUGAAGCGUUCCAAUUUUACGCCGAUGCGAAUGAGGCGGAUUCGUGGAUGAACGAGAAAAUGGCUCUAGUAGCCUCGGAAGAUUAUGGAGUGGACGAACCAAGCGCUCAAGCUUUGUUGCAAAGGCAUAAAGAUUUGGAGGGUGAGCUAAACGCCUACAAAGGUGAUGUACAGUCCUUAAACACACAGGCGGAGAAACUCAUUAAAUCCGGCAUCUCCACCCUGGAGUUGUCUGCAGAUCCAGAACCAGUCGCCGAACUUGAGCAGGAAGAAUGGAGCAAGGAGAUUAGAUUGGUGCCGCAAGACGAGUGGGUAGACGAAGUAGUUGAACGACUCGAGCCACGAACUAUUAAUGAGGAUAGAUUGGUACCACAAGUGAAGAGUUUAUAUCCGUUUAACGGUCAGGGCAUGCAUAUGGUGAAGGGUGAAGUCAUGUUCCUGUUGAACAAAACAAAUCCUGACUGGUGGAGUGUUAGGAAAGCUGACGGUACGGACGGAUUUGUGCCGGCUAAUUACGUGCGUGAGAUCGAGCCAAAGGUCGUGCAAGUACAAGUACGUAGACCUGAGAAGAUCAAAGUGACACAGCGCGUAAAGAAAACGAAGAUGGUAAAGCAGGUGGUACCAGUCCGGCGAUUAAAAUCCAUUAAGUCUACCGUAAAGCCAAUCAAGCGAAAGACGGUGAGUGACGGUGAUAGCGUGGAAAAGCGACAGAAAAAAAUCAAUGAGACUUACAGCGAGUUACAGAAUCUUGCUGUAAAACGUCAUGCGUUGCUGGAGGACGCCAUCAGGCUUUAUGGCUUCUACCGGGAAUGCGACGACUUUGAAAAGUGGAUCAAAGACAAAGAGAAGAUGUUAAGAGUCGACGAUCCUCGCGAUAACGUUGAGUCGGCAAGGAGAAAAUAUGAGAAAUUUUUAACGGAUCUGUCGGCUUCCGGAAAACGGGUGGAGGCAAUAGACACAGCGGUAGAGGAAUUUGUUCGCCAAGGCCACAGUCAGCUAGAUAAAGUCAAGGCCAGACAGAGGCAUAUUCAUCAGUUAUGGGAUCAUCUAAACUGGCUGAAAACACAAAAAGAAAAGAGCUUGGAGGGCGCGUCCAGUGUUGAGUUAUUUAACAGAACUUGCGACGAAGCUCACGAUUGGAUGCUGGAAAAAAUCACUCAACUAGACACGGCCGAGUUGGGACCUGACUUGAAAACUGUUCAGGCUCUGCAAAGGAGACAUCAGCAUUUGGAACGGGAAUUGGCACCAGUUGAAGAAAAAGUACGGAAAGUGAAUUUAUUAGGCAACAGCGUUAAGAAUUCGUAUCCACACGAAUGUAACAAUGUCAAUGGG
Acromyrmex echinatior (Panamanian leafcutter ant) is the source of this 4737-nucleotide messenger RNA. RefSeq names its product spectrin beta chain, non-erythrocytic 5 kst (gene kst). Gene Ontology annotation, molecular function: protein binding; phospholipid binding. NCBI's taxonomy places the organism in Eukaryota, Metazoa, Arthropoda, Insecta, Hymenoptera, Formicidae. The record is from RefSeq and is a predicted model, not a curated record.